This is a messenger RNA of Acanthamoeba castellanii str. Neff, 3273 nucleotides long. RefSeq names its product Ankyrin repeatcontaining protein. Gene Ontology annotation, biological process: intracellular signal transduction. The transcript has 16 exons. Gene Ontology annotation, molecular function: protein binding; guanyl-nucleotide exchange factor activity. The record is from RefSeq and is a predicted model, not a curated record. The coding region runs from base 1 to 3273 and encodes 1090 amino acids. NCBI's taxonomy places the organism in Eukaryota, Discosea, Longamoebia, Acanthamoebidae.
AUGGAGGCCAGCCAACAGCCGAGACCGAGGGUGGCCGCCCUCAUGGCCAUCUUUGCUCAGCCUGCGGGCUCCCAUUCCACAACUACAACUCCGAACUCGCCCGCCCCUGGCCCUGCGACUCCAGGCUCGUCGUCGCCCAUCUCUCCACGAGGCGAAGUGGGGGUGAACACGGGAGGAGGAGCAAAGCGACCGCCGCCGCGACCGCCGCGGGUGCGCCGCAGCCAGAGCCGAUCGGAGGACUUCUCGGCCUGCCCUCCGCCCGGCUUCAGCCCCGUCACCCUCGAGACCGCCCAGUUUGGUGCCGGCGGCGGCACUGCGCCGAGCGGCACCGGCGGGCCCGUUGCAACCGCCGGAGCGCAGCCGAAGGGCCGGAGCCGCCGGCGCUACGGCGGCGGCAGCAGCGGCCGGCGCAGGCGGCGGUACGGCAGCCGGGCCGGCCGCGGCUCGGGCAUUCUAUCGGACGGCGAAGGCGACAGCGACGCGGAGGAGAGCGACGACGUCGACGACGACAGCGUCGACAAUAGCGAAGACGGCGACGGCGACAAGAAUGAAGACGACGACGAGGCCGAGCUGAUCUUCAACGAGGAGGACGAGGCGAUUCACGUGCACAAGGCCUACAGGGAGAGCAUGCACCUGUCGGUGUGCCCCUCGCGCAUCGCCGCCGCCACAGUCGUGGGCUCGCUGAGCGAAGACAACCUGAGCCUGGUGGCGGGCAGCGCGGCUGACAAGACGACAACCCAAUCGGGUGGUGGCGCCAGCAAGGACGGCAGCAAGCCAAAGGAAAAGGAAAAGGAAAAGAAGAAGAAACGCGCGAUGACCUUUGGUCAGCUGCGGACGCUGCUGACGCACCACAAGGACACGGGUGACCGGCACGGCUCCAAGGGCAAGGUGGGCUCGGAGGAGCGCGAAAAGGAGAAAGAACGAAAGCGAGGCGAGAAGGAAAGAGAGAAGAGCGAACGCGCGGCCAACAAGGCCAACGGCAGGACACGCAAGGACCUGCACGCCACCACCGCCCCGGCCCACCAUACGUCGACGUCGUCUUCUUCGUCGUCGUCGCCAGCAACGUCGCGCCAGGCCCUCACCAGCAGCCGAUCGCCGUCGCACUCGCGCAGCCCGUCGACCUCGUCGCCAUCCCACUCGCGAAGCCCGUCGCUGACGUCAUCCGUGUCGCCGGCCACGUCAUCAGCGUCGACGUCGCUCGCGACCGAGGCCCACCCGUACAAGAACCACGCCGGCCAGACGCCGCUGCACAUCGCCAUCGACACCUUCGCCGAGCGGAUCGGCAAGGGCCGCGACGACGAAAGCGACGACCUCGAGACCGUGUCAGCCGUCAUCGACGAUGCCAAGGAACGAGGCUACCUGGACGAGACGGACGGGUCCGGAUGGACGGCCCUGCACUGCGCGAGCUACAAGGGCAACUGCCGCCUCAUCACCCUCCUGCUCAAGAAGGGCGCCGACCCGUGCAUCGCCACUGCCGAGGGCACCACCGCGCUCAUCUACUUCCUGCGGUAUGGUGGUGGACUGCGGGAGAUGGGCACCAAGGAGGACGAGGAACCGGAGGAGAGCCUGAUGACGCUCCGCAAGUUCAUCGAACACGGGGCCAACCUCAACGCCCAAAACAGCAACGGCGAAUAUCCGUUGCAUUCGGCGGCGCAGAGCGGCAAGGCCAAGCACGUGGAGAUUCUGCUCAACGCGCACCGAGGCAAGAAGGGCAAAUCCACCCAGCCCAAAGCCGUCGACCCCAACACCCUCAACAAGUGGGGCGAGACGUGCCUGCAUGUGGCGGCGCGGAUGGGCAACACAAAGGUGGUGCGGCAUCUGGUGCGGCACAGCGACAUCGACGUAUCGAUCGUGGGACCCGACGGCACCGCGCGCGAGGUGGCCCUCAAGUACGGCCACCGGGGCGUCAUCGAGCUCAUGGGCGGCCGCGGCAAGGACGGCUACGGCGACAUCACCCUCCACCGCUUCACCUCCGCCCCCGACCUCGCCAAAAUCGUCGCCUGCCAGCGCCUCGUCCGCAAAUGGCGCCGCUACCGACGCAGCUUCCACUUUGCCGUGCAAAGCUGGCGGAGCCGCUACGAGUCGACGCCGCUGAAGAAGCGGUUCAGGAAGGUGCGCGAGAUUGUCGACAAUCAGGCGCGCUACACCGACAACCUCCGCAAGAUCCACCUCCACUACUGGGCGCCGCCGAGCGACGCUCCGGCGGCAGCGGCGGCGGUGCGGGACCUGUUCGGCAACCUGGACAAGAUCCUGACCCUGGCCGAGGGCAUGACCGCCGCCCUGCGCGAGCGGGUCAACAACCUGCCCGACCACCACGACCAGCCCAUCAGCGACAGCUUUGUACAAUAUAUUCCAGCGCUGAGCCUGUACAGUGGGUACUUCCGCAACUACGACACGGCGACGGACACGCUGCGCAUGCUGGCCAAGCAGGACUCGUUCACGCAGUUCCUGCAGACGAUCAACAGCGACGAGGCGGGCGCCGGCGCCGGCAAGACCUCGUGCCUCCACCUCGAGAGCUUCCUCAUCAUGCCCGUGCAACAGAUCCCGCGGUACAUCUUGCUGCUGGAGGACCUGAAAAAGAUGACGACCUACAGCAAGCACGUCGAGCUGCCCCACACCCUCGAGGCGCUUCAGGCCAUGAAAGACCUCGCCGAGCGCAUCAACACCAAAAAGGGCUUCUCCCUCGCCAUCGAACUUGUGGCGAAGGUGCAGACGAAGCUGCUGGGGCUGUACGAGCCGCUGGUGACCAACGAGCGACGAUACGUUCACGAGGGCUGGUGGACCGCCGCCGAGGACCCCAAGCACCUCAUCCAGUCUCGUCUCGCGCGACACCUCGCCGGCGCCAAGAAAGAGGUGGGCAAGUUCUACGCGUUCGUGUUCAACGACUGCUUCGUGCUGGCCAAGCCGACCAAGGACAAGGAGGCCAAGCCCGAGGACGCCUUCUACCAGUUCGUCUCCCUGACCAAGUGGACCUCGGUCCAGAGCCAGUUCUUCCCCGUCACCUGGGGCAAGCACAAGGACGAGGACGUGCAGGGGCUCAAGGUGAAGAAGACGGCGUCGGGCGCCAAGACGAAGUGGCUGCUGGGCGACAGCAAGUACCAGAACGUGCUCUGGCUGGAGAAGCUCCGGACCCUCAACGAUGCCAAGGACAGCCAAUUCGGGCACACGCAGCAGCUCAGCCGGUCGAUGAUUUACCUCACGCAGAAGGGCGAGAGCGCGCUCAGCCUGCUCCACAAGAGCCAGCAGCAGCUGGACGACGUUGCCGAUCAGUGA